This is a messenger RNA of Corapipo altera (White-ruffed manakin), 732 nucleotides long. RefSeq names its product U4/U6 small nuclear ribonucleoprotein Prp3-like. Gene Ontology annotation, cellular component: U4/U6 x U5 tri-snRNP complex. Gene Ontology annotation, biological process: mRNA splicing, via spliceosome. Lineage: Eukaryota; Metazoa; Chordata; Aves; Passeriformes; Pipridae. The record is from RefSeq and is a predicted model, not a curated record. Bases 14 to 622 code for a protein of 202 amino acids. The transcript has 6 exons.
GAUUUCCAACCUGAUGCGGGUGCUGGGCACAGAAGCCGUCCAGGACCCGACGAAGGUGGAAGCUCAUGUCCGAGCACAGAUGGCCAAGAGACAGAAAGCUCACGAGGAGGCGAACGCGGCGAGGAAGCUCACGGCGGAGCAGCGGAAAGCCAAGAAGGUGAAAAAGCUCAAGGAAGACGUUUCCCAGGGAGUUCACAUAGCUGUCUACAGGGUCCGAAACUUGAGCAAUCCAGCAAAAAAAUUCAAAAUCGAGGCGAACGCGGGGCAGCUUUACCUCACAGGCGUGGUGGUCCUGCACAAAGAUGUCAACGUGGUGGUGGUAGAAGGAGGCCCGAAAGCACAGAAGAAAUUCAAACGUCUUAUGCUUCAUCGAAUAAAGUGGGACGAGCAGACGUCAAACACGAAGGGAGAGGAUGAUGAUGAGUCUGAUGAGGAGUCUGUUAAGAAAACAAACAAAUGCUCUCUGGUUUGGGAGGGCACGGCAAAGGAGCGCAGCUUCGGCGAGAUGAAGUUCAAGCAGUGCCCCACGGAGAACAUGGCGCGGGAGCACUUCAAGAAGCACAGCGCCGAGCACUACUGGGACCUGGCGCUCAGCGAGUCCGUGCUCGAGUCCACGGACUGAGCCCUGCGGGGCCCCGCGGCCCCUCCUGCCCCACAGCCCCCCUGAGCCAGACAGACCCCCGCCCUCGCUCUCCUCAGCACACCCAUUAAAGACAUAUUUUUUAAAACAAA